UUUUCUUCUGCGCAACUGCGUCGGACGGCCGUGAUGCUCACCCUCACCCCUGGCUCGUCCUGCGAUGUUUGCGCAGAAGAAUACGGUCCCCAUUGCCUUCCGAAUUCAAUCCCUUGCGGACACGUUUUAUGCGCUAGCUGUUGCAUGACUAUUGCAGAGAAGACUGCCCCCAAGCUGUCUCCUGCCUGUCCCUUUUGUCGAGAAAAUUUUACUCCCGACUCUGUUCGUCUAAUUCGACUCGAUUUCAAUACUAGCGGGUGGACCACGCCCCGGCGACUUCCCAACAUCGACACCAACCCUCCCGACUUUGCUAGCGAUGCUUGGAACAAAGGACUUAUGAUGGCUGACGGCUGUUCUCGCACUCGUCUCGAUGCUCGCCGUCUCGAAGCCAAGGUUGCCAAAGUCGCAGCAAAGAAGUGCUCAGUGGAGGAGGUGACGCAUCUCCACAAGGAGCUCCAAGAGUGGCUCAUGUCCGAUCCCAAAGACGACGACGAGUCUCGUGCACAAAUCUCGUCGUUGACUCUUAGCGCAGCCCUUUUACGCGCGAUCCUUACGAAUCAGGUGGCUCAUUCUGAGUCAAGCCGGUUGGCCAAGAAUGUUGAAGCCAAUCUCAAGACCAAGCUCGAUGACCUAGACCUCAUGAACAGUAAACUCGAUUCGGAACUGAAACGGUGCGUCGACUUGUCUCGAACCGCAUAUUCCCAAAAGGCACAGGAAUGUCAAAGCCUGAGGCAGGAAAUGAGUCGCAUGAAAAUUGUCCCCGCGACCCAACCUGCCCCGCCACCACCCACCUCGUCCAUGGAGGCCCGUCAUCUUUCGCCAUCACCUCCACCAAUGCCCACAACAUACACCUCAUCGGCAUCUUCCGCUGCUCGCUUCAGUUGGACCCAUACUCGUUCAUCAUCGUUGUUUUCUCGACCAACAACACCUGCUCCCCAUCUGGCACGUGCCCAAACACCUGGCCCAGUCUCCCCUCCUCGUCCUUACACUCCAGCCCCACCCAGAUCCCAAACUCCCGGUCCAACACGUUCCAAUAGCAUUAGCUUCGCCAGCGCUAACGCGGCUGCCCGUCUCGAGAAAUCACCCACUAGAGCUCAGACGCCAGUUCCGCCUUCCCGAGCCAACACAACGACCCCCACCCCAACGCGUCACGUGUCCAUGACCGCCGCAUCGACUCCUCUUCGCUCGCAUACACCAGCUCCAGUUCAGACAACCGCACCUGCUCCACGUGCCCGUCGUCUGUCACACCCUUCGGCGCCACCACUUGCGGCUCGAUCUCUUUCAGAAGAGAAAUAUGAAGCACAAGCACUGCACCAGCGCUGGCUUCCCAACACCUUUGACGACAAAGUCAAAUAUAUGGUUCGUCCCCCCUCUCGGUCGGCCUACACAUUCCGUGGCUAUCGAGUCUCGGUCGAGGAAGAAGACGAUGAUUAA
This is a messenger RNA of Mycena indigotica, 1434 nucleotides long. Its product is annotated as RING-type domain-containing protein. Bases 34 to 1434 code for a protein of 466 amino acids. The transcript is spliced from 4 exons. The record is from RefSeq and is a predicted model, not a curated record. NCBI's taxonomy places the organism in Eukaryota, Fungi, Basidiomycota, Agaricomycetes, Agaricales, Mycenaceae.